AUGGUAUCCUUGAAACUCAAAAAUCCCAUCAAAGCAAACAUUUCCAAAGAGAUCACAAAACCUUUGCAAGAAAAUGAGCCAUUAGCGAAGAAAAUCGAUGAGAGCGAAUCCGGGCUGAGCAAGCCAGAGCCGGUCAUUCAGACGAAGGGUCGCUUCGAGAUCAAAUCGAACGUCGAGAAGAUUGAUGUGAAAGAGAAAGAGGUCGAAAUGAUCAGCACCGUUCCAGCUGCGUCGGUACCCGCUGUGUCUGCCAAGGCGACGAAUAUGAACGACGGUGCCACACAGACGGAUAAUGAGGAGGAGUGUGCUAAAACUGUGCACAAAGAAGAAUCCUACAGAGGUGUUAAUCUGAGUGACAUCAAAGAGAAGCUUUCAAACAUAAACAACAAUUCGAAAAAAGAAGCAAAAGAGAAAAUGGCAUCGACGACCUCGCAAUCACAAGCGCUAGGGCUAGGUACUCUUCAUCCUGGGAUCAAUUCAGUUCACAGCAACACAUCCUCCAACGCCGAUGAUGAAACUGAUGGCCAGAAUUACAGGGAAGAUAUUACGUCGAAAAUCGCGUUCGGAGCGUCGAGAUCUAUAAAAGACUUUGUGUCUGAGAUGACGGAAGCUUAUACCGAGUAUACUGAGAGGCAAAAUGAAAUGCUCGAGGAACAGAUGGAACUUUUCAAGAAGAAUAUGGCCGAGCAGGCUGAAAGAAAUAACGCAGAACUGAAGAACAAGCUUGAAGAGAUCUUUUCAAAUUUUGAUAAAAGGCUCAUAUGCGCCCUUGAUCAGUCAAAGAAGAAAAAGCGUCCUCGGAAGUCAAUAGAUGCUCGCCGCCAGUCUGAUUCUUCAGAAGAAGCUUUCCGUGCAGAUCAAGCUCGAAAAGCUGAAUCGCAUCUUAAUCAAAUUCAAAGCUCGAUGCCAGAACGAGCGCCGAGUAUUCCUCAGGCGGAAAACUUCACGCGGGCCUCGCCUUCAAUGAGUCAAAUUCCCCAGCAAGCAGAUCUCUCCACAGUGCCAAGCAUUGCUCAAUAUCAAACAGCUCCGAAUACCAGUUUCCAGUAUUUCUCACAAAUACCGCCUAAUCCACAGACCACGAUGCCUACGCUGCCGUAUGUGAUCCCGACGCAGGUUUACCAACAGUCUCUUCCGAAGAUCACCUCUGCUGCUGAUCACUUUGGGCACGAAGGAACCAGAAUUGCGAAGGAACUAGCUCGAAACUUUCAAGUUAUCAGUCCACAGAUGAUUAACCAGAUGCCGACGCAAAUUAUGGGAACUAACAUGGCGAUGCCACAAAUGCAGCCGGUCCCGCAGCUGAGCCAGCAACAGCUACAACAACUCAAUCAGUACCAACUGCAAUCUGCGUUGUUACAGAACAACGCCAUCGUCCAACAAGCUCAACAACAACAGCAAGUUCCACAGCAACAGCAGCAACAAGCGCCAAACUCCCAGCAACAACAACAACAGCAACAGCAACAACAAGCUCAGCAACAACAACAAGCUCCUCCACCUCAACUUCAAAAUCCGCUCAUUCAACAACAACACCAGCAAAAUCCACCACAGCAAUCAAGAAGUAUACCUGAUCUUUCUACGUCUGGCUCUGUCCACAAUCAUCCAAUAGAAACUCCAGCUGAUCGAACAAAGAACUGGGUAAACCAAAUCAACCCUGUGGAGCCGAUCCAACAGGAUCAAAUGCAACCGCAACAGCAGCAAGCUCAACAACAGCUUCAGCAGAACUCUGUUCAACAGCAGCAAGCGGCGCAACAACAAGCUCCCCCACCGCAACAGCAACCGAACCAGACCCCACAACACCAACAACAACAAGCUCCACAACAGCAGCAAGCGCCGCCGCAGCAGCAGCAACUAUCGGCCGCGCAGCUGUCUCAAAUUCACGCCCAGACUCAUGUUCUUCCUCAAUCUCACCAACAGCCCAUCACUCACGCACAUCUCAUGAGAAGACAAAUGGACCCGAGCCAAGUUGUCUCUCCUCCAGCAACAUCAAUGGGACAACAUGGUCAAAUGCAAGCAAUGCACAUACCAAACGGUUAUCAGAUUAUUUCCAAUACUGGUACUGAAAAUAACUGGUUCGCUUCCAAUUUGCCCACGCACAACUUCCAACAACCGCUGAUGGUUCAGCCUCAAGGGCAGCCGAUGGUCCCUCAACAAAACAUGCCCACGUACCAGCACCAGAAAUCGAUGCCAGACGGCGUACCCGACCAUCACUAA
Oikopleura dioica is the source of this 2211-nucleotide messenger RNA. The record is from the annotation of a GenBank genome assembly. NCBI's taxonomy places the organism in Eukaryota, Metazoa, Chordata, Appendicularia, Copelata, Oikopleuridae.